CUCGUCACCUUUUACCUCUCUAUAUAAUCAGAAUCAAAUAUGAACGAAAACAGAGGGCAAUCGAUUAGUGCCCAAAAACAUUUUUAGGGUUUUUGGGAGCUAAAAAGAACAAUACGAAAUUCAUGGCGGAGUGUGAGAGAGAGUGUAGAUCUGAGUGAGCGAGAAAUGGAAGAGUUGGUCUAGCAAUUAAAACUGGAGUGGAGCGAGGAUUUGGGCGAUAAAUUAGAUUGCGAAUUGAGAAAGUAAUUGCGUUCAAAUAGUUAGUUUAGAUUUUGCAAAUUAUAUUCGAGCUAUUAAAUUUUGAAAUAGCAUCAAAAUUAACCUAAUUUCAAUGGCUUCCUUUUUUUCUCAGUGAUUUUGAUCUCUAUCUCACACCUUUCGGAUACUCAAUUUACUUCCCCUCUUUCUCUCUCUGCAUUUACAGUCUGAUAUAAUUGUGAAUAUGAAUAAAUUCAUAUAAUCUGCUUUUAAUUGUUCGUUUUCCAUGUAUAAGUAAUGGAGAUCUUGUGUGAUCUAUAGAAUUAGAUGCACAUUUCGGUUUCGUUUUCAAUUUGUUGAAACUUUAAUAGGGUUUGAUCUUUUAGAUUAAUCGUUUCUGGUGAAUCUUGAGUUUUUCCUUAUGUACGUGAAUUACCUAUUCUGAGUUCUCCUUCAAAAGAAUUCAAUGUGAUUUAGAUGGCAGUGAUCGAUGGCUCAAGACGAACAUACUUCUAGGUGUAGUAACAGCAGUAGCGGCGGCGGCGGCGGCGGCGGUGGUGGAGGUGGCGGUGGCGGUGGUGGUGGUGGUGGUAGUAGUCAUAGAUCUUCCAAGAAGUUGAAACAUAAGAAAGUGCCACAGAGAGGAAUGGGUGUGGCUCAACUUGAGAAGAUUAUAUCGGAGGAACAACAGAAGAAAGACGUCGUUUUAACCCCAAAUUCAAUCAUUUCUCCGAGCAAUUCUUGUUCCAAUUUGGCCACCAUCCAAAAAGUUCCCAAUUUCCGGCCGCCACCAAUUUCUUCAUCUUCGAUCCCACUUCCGCCACCGCUGCCACCUAAUCACCACCCUUUGAUUUCCAAAACCGAUGGCAUAAACACCAUCUCCGCCUCCUCCUUUUCCAAAUCUACAAACAUGAUCAGUGGUGGCAGCAGUAGUAAUUGGUGUAGAUUAUGGAGUGAUGGUGAUUACAAUUUCGAAGGGGAGAAACAAAAUCAAAAUCAAAAUCAUGGUAUGGACCACCCUAGAUACACUGCAGCCUUUCCAGCAAAUCUUGGUGGUUUGCCUUACGAAUCCAACCCUCCCAUUUGGCCACCUCCUCCUAAUCUAAUGCUGCAAAGAUCAUCACACUUUCAACAACCUUGUUCUUCAUCAAUGGUGAAUGUUUCGGCAGGAACUUCAUCAUCGUCAUCAUCAUCUGUAUUAAAUUUUCAGAUGGAGCCCCCUUCAAACCAAAGCUAUAAUAAUGGCAACAACAACAACUACCAUCCAUUGUGGCCAGAGGAAGACAAGAUGGUUGGCAUGAAAAGGCCAUACCCGUUUUCAUUGGAAAACGUGCCAAUUCCAUCUUUUCAUUGCAAAUUUCCUUCGGCUUUUGUGUCUCCCAUUUCAAGAUCAGAUGAAUCAGCUUGUUGUAGCAAUGGAGGCACUAUCACCAUGGAACCUGCACAUCCAGUUUUCAGAGAAAAUCCUUCAAGCUCAGGUCUCAUAUCCGAUACAAUAACAAAGAAAUUCAUCGAUGAACACCAAGGUUUGACUUUGACCAGAGAUUUUCUCAAGUUAGCCCCUCCUCAAGCAUCUUGUAUAGGAGAACAACCUCAAUUCGAAACUCAUAAAGGUCACUCAAAAGAUCCGACCCAUUUGUCUGGAAGAACCGGGUCAAACCCACAACCUUUUCUUACUUUCUUUCCAGCUGCAAAAACAUCAAUGGGUCAGCCAGGGAACAGCAAUGGAGAGGCAGGUGAAACUGUUGAUCUAAAUUUGAAGCUAUAAAUGUCUUUAUUUAUGUUGUCAAGACCAUGAAAAGAGAAAUAAAAUCUCAAUUAAACCUC
Messenger RNA from Lactuca sativa (garden lettuce), 2025 nucleotides. RefSeq lists its product as uncharacterized. The record is from RefSeq and is a predicted model, not a curated record. Lineage: Eukaryota; Viridiplantae; Streptophyta; Magnoliopsida; Asterales; Asteraceae. Gene Ontology annotation, molecular function: DNA-binding transcription factor activity.